Molecule: messenger RNA, 2593 nt
Organism: Chaetomium strumarium
Lineage: Eukaryota; Fungi; Ascomycota; Sordariomycetes; Sordariales; Chaetomiaceae
Exons: 2
Coding region: 315-2408 (697 amino acids)
Cellular component (GO): cytoplasm
Molecular function (GO): calcium-dependent phospholipid binding; calcium ion binding
Source: RefSeq, a predicted model, not a curated record
UCUCCCGCCUCUUCGUUUCCUGCGCUUGUCCUCGACAAGGCUCCGCACGGCAUCGCCAAAGGAAUAUCGGGGUGGUGAUAUCCAGUGUCAUCUCCGUUGUGUCUUUUACCCUCUGCCCUCUCGCGUGUUCACAGCGCUCCAUCUCGGGUGUGGGUCUCGGUUGCAUCGUGCUCAGCGACUGAAGCUUCACCCCGCAUUCCCGUCUCGGGCUAUUGCAGGUCAAGUCCGUCAAGAGGGUACCUCGUGACCAGGACUCGUCCGUUCUUCCAGCUGCGAGACACGCACCUCAAGCUUUCAUAGCUUCAGCGCAGGACAUGUCGCUCCAGGUUGAUGACGGCAGCCGACGCGGCCGGUCCCGUUCCCCCGGCGGCCGCCGUCGAGAUGAGGACCGCGACCGGAGCCGCACUCCGGCGCUGCCUCAUGUCGUCGACGCUGUGCCGUAUCCGAGCUCGGCCGUGGGGGAUUUGUCGUCUACUGCCUACGAGUAUGAGCGCCUAGCCAAGUGGCCCUCGGCUGCCGAGGACGACGACGCGGACUACUACCGGGGUCCGCCACGCGGGAAGCCGGCCAGCGAGCGUGAGGAUCCGUACGCGGAGGCACGUCGCGGGGUCGAGUACAGGUAUGACAAGGACCGCCGACGUGACCGAGGCAGCGACUCGGACCGCGAGAAGGACGCACAGCGCAGUGACUCGGACCGCGAGCGUCGCCGCGCAUCAGAUCUCUACCUCCCGAACAAGUACGCCAGCAUCAAGACUGUCGAGCCGCCGCAGUCGCCGCGGGAGUCACGCGACUCCCUGCGCGACAAGGACCGCGACUCAGACAAAGAGCGCGAGCGUCGACGCAAGAAGGAGAAGCUCGAGGCGGACCUAGCUUACGGCAAGCUACCCGGUCCCUCCAGGCACGAGCGCAAGGAAUCCCGCCAGGAAUCGCCCCCACCGGCCAGCUAUGUGUACGCCCAGCCAAAGCCAUACGAGUAUGCCAAGGUCGACGAGCCGCGGUACAGCGCGACGCACCUCGACCCUCUCGGCCCAGGGGCGCCUCCCGGUGGGCGUCGUUCCCCAAGCCCGGGCCCGGCCACGCCGCUCAAAUCUGCCAUGAAGCGCGACCGGUCGCCGCAGCCGCCCACGGGGCGCAUGUCGACCCUGACAGUCCAGACUCCGCAUCAUGGUGCCUCCCUCUCGGUGUCCUCGGCGCCGGCCUCCCCGCUCCUGGAAGCCUACCACGGCACCUACCAAUCCAUGUCGCCCAUGCCCUCCCCGCUGCUCAUCCCGGCCACCCAUCCGCAGAUCCUGGAAGCCCUCUCGCCCAUCGCCUCGGACGACGAGCGCGCAGGCGACAAGCGGCGGGCGCGGCGGGCGCGCUUCAACGACCCCGAGGAUGCCGCGGCCCGGCUGGCCAAAGCACUCAAGGGCGAGCGGCGCGCGCCCGACACGGCGCCGCUCAUCGAGAUCCUCCCGGGCCUCACGCACGAGCAGGUCAUGGAGUUGCGGUACGAGUACAAGCGGCUGGUCAAGACGGGCACGGAGCGCAAGGGCGUCAACAUCGCCAAGCACAUCCGCGCGCGGCUCAAGGACGAGGACGCGAACCUGAUGAAGGUUUGCUACGCCACGGCGCUCGGCCGCUGGGAGUCGGAGGCGUACUGGGCCAACUUCUGGUACCACGGCGACAAGACGCGCCGGGAGCUGCUCAUCGAGUCGCUGAUGGGCCGCACCAACGACGAGAUCCGGCGGAUCAAGGAGGGCUUCAGCGACAAGAAGUACGCCAACAGCCUGACCAAGUGCAUGCGGACGGAGCUGAAGGAGGACAAGUUCAAGAAGGCCGUCCUGAUGGUGCUGGAGGAGCAGCGCAUGGAGGAGGAGGACGGGUACGGGCGGCCGCUGCGGAUCGACUACAACCUGGUGGACGACGACGUGCGGCAGCUGCAUCACGCCGUCCGGAGCGAGAAGGGCGGCGAGAGCCUAAUGAUCUCGAUUGUCACGACGCGCAGCGACUCGCAUCUGAGGGAGGUGCUCAGGGAGUACAAGAAUAAGUAUAAGGGGGCCAACUUUGCGAAGGACGCGCUCAGAAAGAGCGGGAACUUGGUGGGUGAAGUCCUCGCGCACAUCCUCAACGGCGUCAUCAACAAGCCGGUCCGCGACGCCAUGCUGCUGCACCACGCGCUGACGGCGUCGCGCCGCGACGAGCUGCGCCGCGAACUACUCAUCUCGCGCCUCGUGCGCUACCACUGGGACGCCAACCACAUGGCCCUGGUCAAGCGCGCCUUCCGCGACCAGUACGGCCGCGACCUGCAGGACGCCGUGCGCGAUGCCACCAGCGGCGAGUGGGGCGAGUUCUGCGAGGCCCUGUGCAUCGUGCGCAUGCCCGACGAUGUGAGGCGGUUCGAGAAGGUCGUCGAGGCUCACCGGUAGGACUCCCUUUUUUUUUUUUUUUUUCCUUUUCCGCGAUUGCGGUCAAGUUCACGGAUGGGUAAAAAAGAAGAAAAAAAGGCUGCUAGGUUAUGGUACUCUUUGGGAUAUCCCAGUCUCCCUCAUGGAUUAUAAGUUUCAUAGUUGUACCUUGGCAAAUGUUUGGGUAUUGGUUGAUGAUAUCCGCU